UCUCUGUUGCUUGAUUUCAGCUGAUAUACUCGGUCUUAAAAGACUAGCAAGUAGCAACUGGAUUGCUUUUUCUAAUGAUGGUAACAGAGUAGCAAUUUAUGAAAAGUUUAUGGACCGAUGCCCCUUUUACCGGCAGUGUUCUCAUCUCUAUUUGACCACCAUCUCUGUUAUUAGUAUCAUCUCAGGGAGCCCUGGUUUAGAGUGUGCACAACCACAAUAUCAAUAAAAAAAUAUUUGUUAUCCUUCAAAGUCAACAGAUAAUUACUUAGUAGGACAAAACCAAUAUCGUAGCUAGAUGCUCAUCCAAACAAAUCUAUGAUGAAAUAAGCAUUGAACCUAAUCGCCAUGGAGGCAUUAUCUUAAUCAUGAGGAUUACAAAGAAAAUGUAUAUACCAUUAGCGAACCUGGCGCGUCCACGAAAGCUACCUGCAUCCAACCUGCCUUAGUUGCAGCUUGCCUCUGCUCUCUGCUCUAGCUGCUAUCCGUUUCUGUCUCGGACAGGACGAGCUUAAAGCUGCGUCGCCCAUGUCGCCGUUGCUCAGUGACAAGUGUCGUCGCGCACGCGCAGCGAUGUCGUCGUCGCCGGCGCCGGUGGAGUCCCCGUGGCUGACGAUGCGCGCCAUGCGGCGCGUUGGCGGCGCGGACGGCGGCGGCGGGCAGCGGAGCGCGCUGAUGGUGGCGUCGUACCCGGUGCUGCUGCUGCUCGUCGUCCUCGCCGCGUUCGUCAAGUACGUGUGGAUCGCGCUGGCGCUCUACAGCGCGCUCCUGCUGCUGUUCUCGUGCGCGUCGCGCCGCCUGGCGCUGGCGGAGCGGCUGCCGUCGCCGCUGGGAGGAGGCGGAGGAGGAGGAGGAGUCGCCGCGGUCACCGCGGCGGAGGAGCUCCAGGGCGCGGCGGCGCGGGGCGGGGUGUCCGGGGAGACGCUGGCGUCCAUCCCGGCGUUCGCGUACGACGCGUCCGCGCACGGCGGCGGCGGCGAGGCGGCGGCGCAGUGCGCGGUGUGCCUGGAGGCGCUGCGCGGCGGCGAGACGGCGCGCCGGCUGCCGUCGUGCGCGCACACGUUCCACGUCGCGUGCAUCGACAUGUGGCUGGGCUCGCACGCCACCUGUCCCGUCUGCCGGCGCCGCGUCGAGCGCAAGCACAAGGGCGGCGUGCUGCCGCCGAUGCCGCCGGAGCCGGAGACGGAGCCGCCGGUGUAGCUCGUCGUACUUCCUGUGUCUUCCUCCUAGUGAUGCAGAAGAUUGCAGAAUGGCAGACAAAAUUUGUCAAAUUUGUACUACAUGUUUAGAUUAGAGGUACAAUAGGCCAGUUUUUCUUGCCACUCUGCUUAUUCUGCUGUUUGUAGAUGCUAACGCGACUCAUCUUUGUGAAAUCUGAAGCCUGUCGCAUACACAAAUUGUCACCCUGUUAAUUAUGAUCGGACAAUUUUCUUAA
Messenger RNA from Oryza sativa Japonica Group (Japanese rice), 1432 nucleotides. Its product is annotated as RING-H2 finger protein ATL74. Lineage: Eukaryota; Viridiplantae; Streptophyta; Magnoliopsida; Poales; Poaceae. The record is from RefSeq and is a predicted model, not a curated record.